UUGUUGCGAUAGGUGCUCUGAUCCGGGAUCACUCUGGAGUGGUUUUGGCAUGUAUGGCUAAAAAAAUUCCAGAGAAUUGUGAUCGCCAUGGACAAGUACAAGGAUUGCGAUUCUGGGGAUACCACUCUAUCUUUGGCCUCCAAGAAACUGAAGCACACUCAGGUUGCUUCGGUCAGUCAUCCCAGGAAUUCUUCGAGCUUGGCAAGAUCUACUGAUGGUGCUGAUCCCCUCAAGAGUACUAGUACAUCUGAUUCAAUGGAGUUGAUGAAUAUAGAUGGUUCUAGUCCUGAUUUGUCAUACAAUGAUGAUGGAGAUCGUGAUGAUGGUGAUAAUGAUGCCGAUGAUCUAGAUUAUGGUUCUGAUUAUGAUGAUCAAGAUAUUUACGAGGAUUAUGAGGAUUUUUCGUAUGUUGAUGAAUGUUCGCUAUUGGAAUCUCAAUUUGACAAUGUGAAUUUGUCUCCUGGGGUGGAAGCAUCAGUUCCCUGGCUGAGUGGCUCUUCUUCAGGUAAAAGCAUACCGGAAACAACGACGUUAGCUACUUCAGAUGUACCUGAAACUGAAAAGAAGGAAAUUGCUGCAAGCAGUUUAACAGUUCAUGCUGAGUCAAGUUCUAAUGAUAAGGUUGAAGGUGAAAACAAUGAUUCAACCGUGGAGGUAUCUCAAUUUAAGAACUUUGAUGUGGUGGAUGAUUUCACAGACCAUCAUUAUGCCCAAUUGGGAUUUUCAGACACGAAGCCACCCAAGAACUGGGCAAAAAAAGUUCAGGAGGAGUGGAAAAUCCUGGAGAAUGACUUACCGGAUACGAUAUUUGUUAGAGUUUGUGAAGCAAGGAUGGAACUUUUGAGGGCGGUUAUUGUAGGACCUUCAGGCACUCCAUACCAUGAUGGUCUUUUUGUCUUUGAUUGUCUCUUUCCUACCAACUAUCCCAGGUCACCUCCAACUGUGUACUACUAUUCUGGGGGUCUCCGACUAAACCCAAAUCUGUAUAACUGCGGUAAAGUAUGUCUCAGUCUUUUGGGAACAUGGACCGGUAAAAAGGAUGAGAAUUGGGUCCCAGGGAAGUCAACUAUGCUGCAAGUUUUGGUCUCCAUACAAGCACUCAUUCUAAAUUCAAGACCUUUUUUCAAUGAGCCUGGGCAUGAAACAAUUACUGGAGAACUAGGGCAGGCACAAUCUAAAAAAUACAAUGAGGAAGUCUUUAUUCUAUCUUUGAAGACGAUGAUCUAUACAUUAAGGAGGCCUCCAAAGCAUUUCGAGGAAUUAGUUGCUCAACAUUUUCGAUGUCGAGCACACGAUAUUCUAUUAGCUUGUAAAGCUUACAUGGAGGGUGCGUUGGUUGGAUCCAAUAUCAAAGAUAGAGUGAAUAACCAAGAUGAUCAAAAUAGUGGCUCCAGGGAAUUCAAGUCUGCUGUUGCUGAUAUGAUGAAUAUGCUUGUCCCCAGUUUCUCGCGUAAUGGAACGCUGGGGUGCGAGGAAUCUCGACUUCCAACCAAAAAUUAAUUCGGCAAACUCGCCCCUUCAUAAGGCGUAGACGCAUAGGCUUGUAAGAAGCAAUUUUUUGUAAUAUUUUAGAUAUAUAUAUAUAUAUAUAUAUGUAUGUAUGUGUGUCUGUGUGUGUGUGUACUUUGGAGACUGGCGUUAAGGUUAAAGUAAAUAUAUAGUAGAAUGACCUCAA
Molecule: messenger RNA, 1675 nt
Organism: Morus notabilis
Lineage: Eukaryota; Viridiplantae; Streptophyta; Magnoliopsida; Rosales; Moraceae
Product: putative ubiquitin-conjugating enzyme E2 38
Exons: 7
Coding region: 88-1500 (470 amino acids)
Molecular function (GO): ubiquitin conjugating enzyme activity
Source: RefSeq, a predicted model, not a curated record